AUGCCGGCUGUCCGCUCCUUUUACACACUCUCCAUCUUGGCAGCUUGCCUGGCGCAAGUUUGGGCCGGUGACUAUAACGGCGGUGGCGGCGACGGUUACUCGGGAGGACAAGGCCAAGGUCAGGGCAAAGGCGGCGGCGGUGGUGGAUGGAGUGGAGGGAGUGGAGGGAACGGCUGGAGCGGUGGCAGCGGUGGCGGCAACAACCAGUAUCAAGCGUCAACAGUCUACCAGACCUCUGUUGUGACGGUUGCGGCACCGACCACUAUUUUCCAGGCCCAGGAUUGCGCGCCUCCAGCGACAUCAACCACGACUGAGACGACCACCAUCACCGCCGUGUCGCCGUGCACCGCGUCCGUUGUAACCGCAUACGUGACGCAAUGGCAGAACGCUCCCCCGGGCUGCUGGUGCGGCCCUCCUCCCGCCUUCGUGUCUGCUCUGGCCACGGCGGGCGGAGCGGCGGCUCUGUUGGGCAACGCCCCGGUCUUCACGUCCACCAACCCGGCAUUUACACCAGGACUGUCUUCGAUCCCUGCCUCGCAGGCUGUCCAGACCGGCGUCACCGUCGCCGCCGCUGCCGCGGCACCCGCCCCGACCGCCAGUGCCGGAUCUCCCGCAGCGGCGGUAUCUCCAGGAGGCUUCUUCACAGAAUCAUCGUCGGGUGAGUAG
Messenger RNA from Capronia epimyces CBS 606.96, 666 nucleotides. RefSeq lists its product as uncharacterized. The record is from RefSeq and is a predicted model, not a curated record. Bases 1 to 666 code for a protein of 221 amino acids. The transcript has 3 exons. NCBI's taxonomy places the organism in Eukaryota, Fungi, Ascomycota, Eurotiomycetes, Chaetothyriales, Herpotrichiellaceae.